UGUGUCUAAGAGCGGGACCUUCCAAGGGGGAGACGAAAGUUCUGCAAAUCCAUCUUUGUUUUCAUUUGAGUCGACGAUGUUGGUGUCCGUUACAGAUUAAUCUGUUAGUCAAGUUAACAGAUACACAUAGCUAUAAUUUACUUUUAGUGAAAAAAAUAUAACCUCUAUGGACAUGGUAAACUCAAACACUGACUUCAAACCAAGAAUAUAAGAACAAUCCAAGUUCCUGUUUAUAUAAAGAGUAGAGAAGAGAAGAUGGAGGAGUUGUACACCCUUGAGAGGGAGGUCGGGCGGGGCAGCUACGGGGUGGUCUAUGAGGGACACAUGUCUAAAACAGGCGAGCGGGUUGCCAUAAAACGCCUACCCUGCAGUAGCCCAGAGUGCAUCGAGCUUUACCUCCAGGAGCUGUGGGCUAUGAGAGCCACGGCCAAGAYCCACCCCAACGUCAUCGCCCUCCAUGGCUGCCUGCUGCAGACCGGACCCAAGACCCUGCAGCCCCUCAGGCCAGGCAGGCUGCCUCUGGACCUGGUGGAGAGCGCCCUGAAGGGGAGCGUGGUGGGGAUAGAGCAGAACCAGGUGGAGAAAAMGAGUAAGUCCGACUCCUCCCGGUCUAAAACUAAGAACAGAACUAACUCAGGUGGUCUCUUCAGAACCAAGAGCAGAUUGAGAACUAACUCCGAGUCAGACUUCUUCAGGUCCAAAUCCCAGGAAACAACUAACUCUGACUUAUCCGUGUCCAAAACACCUGUGAGGAAAAUUUCUGGCCUCUCCAGGCCCAGAAAGAGACCAGCCCCCACCGGAGAGAAGGAGAACCGUGGUUCCAGGCGCUGCUUGGCCCUGUGGCUGGUGAUGGAGUACUGUGAUGGGGGAGACCUGAACCACUACCUGUUGUCCAGACCUCCAGACAGCCAGAGGAACCACUGCGUGGUCCAACAGCUCAGCUCAGCCAUGGCCUUCCUCCACCGCCUCCGCAUCGUACACAGAGACCUGAAGCCAGACAACGUGCUUGUCUCUCUCACGCCUAACGGGCCUCUCAUCAAGGUGGCUGACUUUGGCCUGAGUAAGAUGAGCGUUGAGGGGGGCCAGGGGAUGGAAGGAGACACCAGGCAGCACUUUUCCUCUACAUGUGGCUCUGACUUCUACAUGGCUCCAGAGGUGUGGGGUGGCCUCAGCUACACGGCCCAGGCAGACAUCUUCUCCCUGGGGGGGAUGUUCUGGGCCGUCCUGGAGAGACUCACCUUCCUGGAGGAGGGCUCCACACAGGAACAACUGGGUGCGUAUGUGUGUAAGACCCGCUGGCUGAUGCCCCUGGGCGAGGCGUUGUGUGAGAACCCAGACCUCCAGGUGUGUAUCCCCAUGAAGUCCCGCCGCGCCCCCUCUCUACCGCCCCCUCCUGGCCAGGCUGUCUGCACCCUGCUACUGGACAUGCUGGCCUCAGACCCUGACGCCCGGCCCACCGCCGCCCAGCUGGAAGACAGGGUCCGCACUGCCAUGGAGGAGGACGCACAGUGACGGGCUGCGUCCCAAAGGUCACCCUAUUCCCUAUAUAGUGCACUACUUUUGACCAGGGCCCUUGCGGUUUUGGUUAAAAGUAGUGUAUUAUACAGGGAUAUUGGACCCUGGUCAAAAUAAGUGCCCCUAGAUGGGGAAUGGGGUGCAUAUUGGGAUACAGAGCUUCUAUAUCCAAUGUACUGAACACUCAUAGUCAAGUCUUAUCUGCUAGCUGUGUGAGGGACCAUGACGGAGUUCAACCCACAACGUUGGGUUGAUGUUGCCACUUGUCAGUACCAUGCUAACCGCUGGUGCUUCUCUUCUCAUCAAUAUAUUCAGUUGUAUGUGGUCCCUACAGAAAUUGAACCCACAACCUUGGUGACCCAAUGCUCUAGCCAUCUUAUGGUCAAAAUAAACUUGUGCUAACUUGCCAGCACCAUGUACGCACCACCGUCACCAGGAACAACUACUGCUACAUAGGAACUUAUGGUUCUAAGAUGUACCUAGCCUUUUAAAGAUGCUUUUGGGAAACGGGGCCUUAGCYUCCCUCAGUCAGAAGACUAACUGUUCUUUAGGCACAUCAAUAGACCUACUGGGUGAGUGAGUGGUGUUUUUGUCUUCGAUGCUACAAACAGUACGUUACAUGCUUUCACUGUUUGGUUCGCUAGACUAUAGGCCUACGUUGUGGUCAGAAAUGGUUUGCACCUAAUAUUUAUUAUUUCAUUAAUUGUGUAAUUUACUUGAAUGAUUGUAUCAAUGCUUGAAGAUACCACUUGAUGCCAAUACGUGUAUUAAACUAACAUUUUUAUUUUAAGGGAAUGUGAUUUUAAUAAAUACAUAUUUAUGGUG
Salvelinus sp. IW2-2015 is the source of this 2340-nucleotide messenger RNA. RefSeq names its product Serine/threonine-protein kinase pdik1l-B-like. Gene Ontology annotation, molecular function: protein kinase activity; ATP binding. Gene Ontology annotation, cellular component: cytoplasm; nucleus. Gene Ontology annotation, biological process: protein phosphorylation. The record is from RefSeq and is a predicted model, not a curated record. Lineage: Eukaryota; Metazoa; Chordata; Actinopteri; Salmoniformes; Salmonidae.